This is a messenger RNA of Trichechus manatus latirostris (Florida manatee), 3904 nucleotides long. It is a transcript of the gene DPY19L3, whose product is annotated as dpy-19 like C-mannosyltransferase 3. The transcript is spliced from 18 exons. Gene Ontology annotation, cellular component: nuclear inner membrane. NCBI's taxonomy places the organism in Eukaryota, Metazoa, Chordata, Mammalia, Sirenia, Trichechidae. Gene Ontology annotation, molecular function: mannosyltransferase activity. The record is from RefSeq and is a predicted model, not a curated record. The coding region runs from base 443 to 2593 and encodes 716 amino acids.
AGCAGGUGCUUGCCUCAUAGAUGGAGGCCUGGUGGUGCAGUAGUUUAGAGCUGCGGCUGCAAACCGGAAGGUUGGCAGUUCGAGUCCACCAACUGCCCCUUGGAAACCCUAAAAGGCCACUGGACUCUGUCCUGUAGGGUCACUAUAGUUGGAAUCAACUCUAUGGCAACUGGUUUGGUAUGGUUUUUAACUUUUGGUUUUGCCUCAUAAAUAUGUGCUAAACAUUUGUGUUGUGUUCUUGAGUUUAGCUCUAAAGGCUUGCUAAGAUUUGGAUGAGAAAACGGGAGAGCAUGCUAAGCAAAGGAAAACAGCACAAAUAAAGUCCAGCACAGAUGAGUGUGGAGGUGUGCUGGGGAGUGAGGGUACUGACAUACAGAUGGACCGUUUAUUUUUGUGUUGCCUGUAGGAGUGCUUGGAAGAACAAUGCAUGUAAGUCUUUGACAUGAUGUCCAUCCGGCAAAGAAAAGGAAUAAAAGCCACAGAACUUUCUGAGGAUCGUCCAGCACAAGACGAAAAUGUGAAGGUGGAAAAUAAAUUGCCAUCUGGUUGUACCAGUGGAGGAGUGUGGAGGAUUCUCUCGUUCGCAGUUGGUGGGACCGUUGCCCUUUGCAGUGGACUGCUUACCUCUGUCUACCUUGCUACUUUACAUGAAAACGAUUUAUGGUUUUCUAAUAUUAAGGAAGUGGAACGAGAAAUCUCAUUCAGAACGGAAUGUGGGCUGUAUUACUCCUAUUACAAGCAAAUGCUGCAGGCUCCAACCCUCAAGCAAGGUUUACAUGGCUUAAUAUAUGAUAAUAAAACUGAAUCUAUGAGGACAAUUAACCUCCUUGAACGAAUGAAUAUUUACCAAGAAGUUUUUCUCAGUAUUUUAUAUAAAGUUCUACCCAUACAGAAAUACUUAGAGCCAGUGUAUUUUUAUAUUUACACCUUAUUUGGGCUCCAGGCGAUCUAUGUCGCAGCUCUGUAUGUAACCAGCUGGCUCCUUAGUGGCACAUGGCUGUCAGGACUAUUGGCGGCUUUCUGGUACGUUACAAACAGAAUAGAUACCACAAGAGUUGAGUUUACCAUUCCACUGAGGGAGAAUUGGGCACUGCCGUUCUUUGCGAUUCAGAUAGCAGCAAUUACAUAUUUCCUGCGACCAAAUUUACAGCCUCUUUCUGAAAGGCUGACACUUCUUGCCAUUUUCGUAUCAACGUUUCUCUUUAGCCUGACGUGGCAGUUUAAUCAGUUUAUGAUGCUGAUGCAGGCGUUAGUCCUGUUCGUGCUGGACUCCUUAGACAUGCUCCCAGCAGUGAAGGUGACAUGGCUGUACGGUAUACAGAUCACAAGUUUAUUCCUGGUCUGCAUUCUGCAGUUUUUUAAUUCCAUGAUUCUUGGAUCAUUGCUUAUAAGCUUUAAUCUUUCAGUAUUAAUUUCAAGAAAACUUCAGAAAAAUCUGAAAACUGGAAGCUUCUUUCAUAGGCUUGGGAAACUUCUAUUACAUUUAUUCAUGGUUUUAUGUUUGACACUUUUUCUCAACAACAUUAUUAAGAAAAUUCUAAACCUGAAGUCAGAUGAACACAUAUUUAAAUUUCUGAAGGCAAAAUUUGGGUUUGGAGCAACAAGAGAUUUUGAUGCCAAUCUGUAUCUGUGUGAAGAAGCUUUUGGUCUCCUGCCUUUUAAUACAUUUGAAAGGCUUUCCAGUACUCUGCUUUUUUAUGCUUAUGUGUUUGUUCUGUCCGUCACAGUGAUUGCAGCUAUAGCAGUUGCCUUUCAUAAUCUCAGUGAUUCAACAAAUCAACAAUCCACGGGUAAAAUGGGAAAGUGGACAGUUGAACUGAAACCAGAAACUGCCUACAACUUAAUACAUACUAUUCUGUUUGGAUUCUUGGCAUUGAGUACAAUGAGAAUGAAAUACCUGUGGACAUCACACAUGUGUGUGUUCGCAUCAUUUGGCUUGUGCAGCCCUGAAAUAUGGGAGUUACUUCUGAAGUUGGUCCAUCUUUACAGCCCAAAGAGGAUAUGUGUAAUUCGAUAUUCAGUACCGAUAUUAAUACUGCUGUAUCUUUGCUAUAAGUUCUGGCCAGGAAUGAUGGAUGAACUCUCCGAGUUGAGAGAAUUCUAUGAUCCAGAUACAGUGGAGCUGAUGAACUGGAUUAACUCUAACACUCCAAGAAAGGCCGUGUUUGCUGGAAGCAUGCAGUUGCUGGCCGGGGUCAAGCUGUGCACAGGAAGAGUCUUAACCAACCACCCGCACUAUGAAGACAAAAGCCUGAGAGAGAGAACCAGAGCAGUUUAUCAGAUAUACGCAAAGAGGUCUCCGGAGGAGGUGCAUGCCCUGCUAAGGUCCUUUGGCACUGACUAUGUCAUCCUGGAGGACAGCAUCUGCUACGAGCGCAGGCACCGCCGGGGCUGCCGGCUGCGGGACCUGCUGGACGUUGCCAACGGACACAUGAUGGAUGGUCCAGGAGCGAACGAGCCGGAUUUGAAGCCUGCAGGCCACCCUCGCUUCUGUGAAGAGAUAAAAAGAAACCUGCCUCCUUACACGGCACACUUCACCAGAGUGUUUCAGAACAAAACAUUCCAUGUUUACAAGCUAACCAGAAACAAGUAACAAAGUUUUCUGUUCAGUCUCUAUUUUUGAUACAGUAAAAUUCCAUCAUAAUGAAGCUACAUUGCUAGUUUCCUAUAUAAUUAGGUAGCCUGCACCUUAAAGCUGUGAUAUGAGUAAGUUCUACAGAUGUUUACACAAGCGUUACCACCUUUGAAAGUAUCUUACACAAGUUCAAGUGUCUUUCAUCUUGUCUUUAUCUUUUCCAUUAAUGUUGUGUGGUGUAAAUGUGCACAGUUUUCUCAGAGUGGCCAAGAGUUUUGUUGGGGAGAUCAGUCUGUGUUCCACUGGGAGCCUGAACAGCCACAUACCUUGUUGGGAAUCAAAAACCUGUUCAGGAUUUGAAAUAUGUUUAAUCUUCAGUUGUCUUAAGACAGCGAUGGCUGAAUUGAAUUGAGGGGGGAUGUAUGAUGAAAUUAUUUAAUAUUAUUUCACGUGUGAAGACCAAUCAGUGGCUUUUUAAAAAGCUCUUUAUUGUCCUGUUUUACCUUAAAAUUUUAUGACCUGUUUUCCGUUUUCAUGCUCUUAACAUUGAAAAAAAAAUCAUGUUAGGUCUUUGUACGUACCUGAAACUUUUUGGUUGAGCUCUGUCUGAAAUGGAGUGUGUAGACUUCAGUAGUCUGUGUCAUGUAGUAUGUGUCAUGUUGUAUGUGUGUUUUUUAAUGCUGGACACAGAAAAGUAUUACAAUUUCCAUAUUGUAAGUCCUUAAAGGGGCAGAAAUGUAUGUAGUCAAGUAGAAUUUGUUACUGCUUAGUGUUUUCAUUUUAAAACCUACUGAUACUAUUUAACCCUCUCCUUCAAGUAAGAUAGUUCUGCUUUAUUUCUUACUCAUUUAAAUUACUGGGUUUGCAAAAUUUUGUAAACUUUUUGUGUUUUUAGCCUUUGUAUUUUUUACAGCCUAGAACCUUGCAAAGUCUGAAUAUUUUUUAAAUGUUGUAUCUUAACUAAUUCUCUGAUAAUGGUAUUUUUAGCAGACAGCGUUUUCAUACCAGGUUUGAUUUGUGUCUCCAAUCUUACUGUGAGGUCCUGCUAGUGUUAUUCUUUUCCUUACUAAAAGGUAACCAAGUGCCUCUAAGUCACGACUACUUAUAAACAAUGAAGAAGAUUAUGUGUACCGGCUCAAAAAAUUUUUGAUAAUUGCUUUUAUAAUUAAUUUCUAAUGAUGGGGACAUUGUAAAAGUUGCUGAUAAAAGCAUAUUGUGCAUUUAAUUAAAUCAAGAUGGCGAAUGAAAUUCACUUUCUCCCCUGUUCUUCCCAGCUGGAAAUGAUUUAAAUGCUUCUCCUUACAGUUGUAUUGAAGUAAAUUAACAUAU